This is a messenger RNA of Helianthus annuus (common sunflower), 959 nucleotides long. RefSeq names its product ras-related protein Rab7. Bases 137 to 754 code for a protein of 205 amino acids. Gene Ontology annotation, cellular component: vacuolar membrane. Lineage: Eukaryota; Viridiplantae; Streptophyta; Magnoliopsida; Asterales; Asteraceae. The record is from RefSeq and is a predicted model, not a curated record. Gene Ontology annotation, molecular function: GTPase activity; GTP binding. The transcript has 7 exons.
ACCAUUUUCAUUUCAUAAAAAAAAUCUGACAGAAAUACAUACAGAUCGAAAUUGGCGCCCCUUUUUCUCCUGCACUGUUGAUCCCAAUCUCUCUCUCUCUCUAGAUUUCAAAUCGUUUACAGUUUCUUCUUUCGCCAUGUCUUUGCGAAGAAGAACUUUGCUCAAGGUUAUUGUUCUCGGAGACAGCGGGGUUGGUAAGACGUCACUGAUGAACCAGUAUGUGCAUAAGAAAUUCAGUCAGCAAUACAAAGCUACAAUAGGAGCUGAUUUUGUAACCAAAGAAUUGCAAAUAGACGACAGGCUUGUCACUUUACAAAUUUGGGACACUGCGGGGCAGGAGAGGUUUCAAAGCCUUGGUGUUGCAUUUUAUCGCGGGGCAGAUUGCUGUGUUCUCGUGUAUGACGUAAACGUGAUGCGAUCUUUCGACACACUUGACAAUUGGCAUGAGGAAUUUCUCAAACAGGCAAACCCACCAGACCCUGAUAAUUUUCCUUUUAUAUUACUUGGUAACAAGAUCGAUAUCGAUGGGGGAAACAGCCGAGUUGUUUCCGAGAAGAAGGCGAAGGAAUGGUGUGCUGCGAAAGGGAAUAUACCUUAUUUUGAGACAUCUGCAAAAGAAGAUCAUAAUGUGGAUGCUGCAUUCUUGUCUAUUGCUAGAACUGCAAUGGCAAACGAGCAUGAGCAGGACAUAUACUUCCAAGGUGUCCCUGAGGCCGUACCAGAAACAGAGCAACGAGGCGGCUGUGCGUGUUAAUACUUGUUUGUUGUUGCUGACGUCAUCCUUGGCAUUUUAUACUUGAGGCUGGCUGGCUCUCAUUUGUGUCUUUUCCUUUUAAUCAGAAAUUUUGUGCAAGAUUUUAUUGAAAUGUUUUCAUUAACCUUAAACUCAAUGUAAGGCUUGUUUGGUUUGUUGUUAUGAAUUUAAACACUUAAUGAAUAUUCCAAAGCAUGUUUCAUGA